This is a messenger RNA of Cuscuta europaea, 2827 nucleotides long. The record is from the annotation of a GenBank genome assembly. Lineage: Eukaryota; Viridiplantae; Streptophyta; Magnoliopsida; Solanales; Convolvulaceae.
GGGUAUCCGCGGGCGCGGGUCAUAUUGACAGCCCUAUCGAUGGGCCGGCCCAACUACUUAGUACACAUCCAGAGUUUACUAUACGGAUUAAUUCAACGGUAAGCGCCUCUCUCGUUUAACCCUACCUAUCUGCACGAUUCUCCAUCACGGGCUUUCUCCAUCGAUCCUGCUCCCUUACCUAUCUGCUGCGCAUCUCACGGCUGGUUGGUCCUCGCUAGGUCUUCUUCCUGAUUUUAGAUUUUUGUUAAUUUUCAGACAUAAGAAAAUCUUAUGCAGAGGUUCCUGACGAUUACACAUAGAUAGAAGAUCUGCACGAAGAGCAAACAAAUUAUGGUGAGAGAGCACAACAUUGAAUCAUUUUACACCAGGUUGCGCAAUUCUGCUUUGGCCUCUGCUUCUUCAACCCCUCUAUUAGUGUUCCCCUCCACCUCAGAUGUUGAUUCACUUUGUGCUCUAAAAAUCAUAGGCCAUGUGCUUGAAUUAGAUUCAGUCAGAUAUGCUUGUUAUCCUGUGUCAAGUUUUAAAGAGAUCCAUAAGUACACUGGGAGUGAUCUGGGAGGUUCAAAUUCAGCUGAACCAAUCACUAUUUUGUUGAUAAACUGGGGAUGCCAAAGGGAUCUCCGGAAGAUUUUGGACAUUGGUCCUUUGACCCGAGUCUUUGUUGUUGAUAGUCACAGGCCUAUCCAUUUGCACAAUUUAUGCAAUGAGAAUGAUAGGGUAAUUAUUCUCUACACUAGGGAUGAUGAGCAACAUACAGAUUUAUCGUAUGAUUUUGAUGUUUCAGCUUUGGCAAAUGCAAGUGAUUUGAACAGUGAUGAUGAAUUUGAAGAUGACUCUGAAAGUGAGAGUGAAGAAGAAGAUGAUGACGAAGAUGAUGAUGACGUGGAAGGAACUCGGAAGAAGAAGAGGAGGGUUUCUGGAGAAAAAGAAGGGGGUGAUGAUCCUGUUAAGCUUUUCAAGAAACUGAAAAAAGAAUACUAUUAUAUGGGCACGUUCCAUGGUAAACCAUCUGGAUGCUUAAUGUACGAACUCUCUCAUUUCUUAAGAAGAAACACAAACGAGAUGCUUUGGUUAGCAUGUGUUUCUUUGACUGAUCAGUUUGUUCAUGAGAGGCUUACUGAUGAGAGAUACCAAGCUGGCGUUAUGGAACUUGAGCAACAUGUCAACAGCUCCGGCAACUUAGACUCCUCUGUUACCUCUGUCACCUUAAAAGAUGGAACUAAGGUAUCGGCCCCAGAUUCGUCUAGAAUUUCAUAUGAUGAUGAGCCAAGGCUAAUGUUGUUACAGGAGUGGAAUCUUUUUGACUCAAUGCUCUGUUCGUCCUACAUUGCUACCAAACUGAAGACUUGGAGUGACAAUGGUAUUAAAAAGAUGCAACUCCUUUUGGGGCGGAUGGGGUUCGCCCGUGAUGAGUGUAAACAGAAGUUUGAGUAUAUGAGUGUGGAGAUCAAGAGGAGGAUGAAGGACAUGUUUGUCCAGUAUUUACCUGAAUUUGGACUAACUGACUUCUACUACCGUGGGAUUUUGUUAUUGCAUGGGUACAGUUCAAAACUCUCAGCUGCUGAUGUCGUCUACGGAGUCACUGCCCUUUUAGAAGGUUCCAAUGCUUCCAGACAGUUUGGGGAAGCUUACGACGCGCUUUCGGUUAAUAAUCUCGAUAAGCUGGAAAACGGGAUGAGGAAAGCGAUUAGGGUUCAAAGGGUGAUUCUUAGACAGGGAAGUGCAGCGAUAACCAAGAAAGGGUCCAUAGGGAGCGGGAGUAAGUUCAGGUGGGUCAAACUUGAGGAUUCGGCAGACACAUCACUCUUAUGUCACCCUCAGGCGUUGACCAAGUUUGGGUAUUUCCUCAUGGAUGUGUUACGUGAGAAGGGAGCUAGGAUGAAGCCAUUGAUAUGUGUUUGUUACAAUCAGGAAAGGGAGAAGGUUUUGAUUGUAGCUGUAUGUGGUAAGCCGCGGCUCGGGGCAGUUCAAGGAAAUGGCUUCGGGAUUGCUUUUAGGGGUGCGGCAGAGGAGACAGGGGCCGAGUUCUUCCACGAACUGUUUGAGUCGUCGUGGAUAGUGUUGGAUGCAAUUGCAGUGAAUUCAUUUAUGAUUAGGCUUACAGAGAAGCUGUGGUGAUGGUUAUUAGAAAAACAGCCUUUGGAAUUUUAGGUUUCUUAAUGUGGUUGCAGCUUUUUGCCAGCUUAAGAUUUAUAUGUUUGGUUUGGAAACAUACCUAUUUUAUAAGCUUAUUGUCAGUUUGUUUAGGCUUAGCUAUAACUUCAUGCACAGGUGAUGCCUUUUUAAUUUGUGUAGAUAGCACGGUUUUAAGCUUAUCUUUAUUUUUUAACCUGCAGGUUACAUGUUACCAUAUGGCUCUAGAAACUGGCUUCCAGGAAGUGAUCAUUCAUAGUUUGUCAUCCUUCAUUCAACUUUCAUAGUUUAUGAAGAAACUGGCUUCCAGAAGUGAUCAUUCAUAGUUUGUCAUCAUUCAUUCAACUUUCAUAGUUUAAUUCAUAGUUUAAUUCAUAGUUUCAUAGUUGAUUUUUUGACAGCCUAACAUGAUGAAGGGAUAAAUUUUGAUGUGUUGGAGUCACUGUGGUGGAAAGCUAGAAGAUUCACAACCUGGAAUUUGCAGUUUUUGUUCAUGCUAUGUGCAUGUUUUGUGCCAUAUAAUUUAAACUUAUGGUGUUUGUAUUUUGGUCAUGGCUAUACAUUAUUUACAUGUGUGGUUGGCAUUAAACACUCUAUGUAUGUUUGUAUGUUUAGGGAUAGUUUUGAAGUAUUUCAAGCUAUAUUAGUAUAUUUUUGGCAAACAGAUCUCUGAAGCAUACAUAUUUAAAAAAAU